AUGCCAGGGCUAUCCCUGGCGCAGUCGCGCCUGCGCGAGGAGCGAAAGGCUUGGCGGAGGGAUCGACCGUUUGGUUUUUGGGCAAAGCCCCUCGAGAUCGUCCCAGGCAGCUGCCGUCUCAGCGGUGUCAAGCACAUGCGCGAAGGAACGCAGCUGACGCUGCCCACGGCCUCUGGUACGGUGGCCAGCAACACGGCCGCCUCGUCUUCCUCUGUGUCCAUCUCUUCAUCGAGUGCGACGUCUGGGGCUAGCACUGCGGAGUCCCUCACCUCUGCAGCGGCAGCAACCCCGGCCGGGCUGGACCUGCUUCACUGGGAGGCGGGCAUUCCUGGCAAGCCUGGUACGCCGUGGGAGGGCGGCGAGUUCCGCCUCCGCCUGAGCUUCACGGAGGACUACCCGACAAAGCCCCCCAAGUGUGUCUUCACGCCGGUGCUCUUCCACCCCAACGUGUACCCGAGCGGCACCGUCUGCCUCUCUAUUCUGAAUGAAGAGAAGGACUGGCGCCCGAACAUUACCAUCAAGCAGAUAUUACUGGCCAUCCAGGAGCUGCUGAACCACCCCAACCUCAAGGACCCGGCGCAGGAGGAGCCGUAUAGGGUGUACAUGCGCGACGUCAAGGAGUACGAGGCGCGCGUGCGGGAGGAGGUGCGGAAACAUCAUUGGAAAGGCUAA
Messenger RNA from Leishmania braziliensis MHOM/BR/75/M2904, 672 nucleotides. Its product is annotated as putative ubiquitin-conjugating enzyme e2. Gene Ontology annotation, cellular component: nucleus. The transcript has a single exon. The record is from RefSeq and is a predicted model, not a curated record. Lineage: Eukaryota; Euglenozoa; Kinetoplastea; Trypanosomatida; Trypanosomatidae. Gene Ontology annotation, biological process: protein sumoylation. Gene Ontology annotation, molecular function: SUMO conjugating enzyme activity. The coding region runs from base 1 to 672 and encodes 223 amino acids.